GAUUUAUUUGCACAAUUUUUUCAGGUACCUAGAACAGAGAAGGAUUGGUUGUUUAUUGCGAAACAGUUUGAUGAACUGUGGAAUUAUCCUCACACACUAGGUGCAAUCGAUGGAAAACACGUAAUAAUACAGUGUCCAAUAAGAAGUGGCAGUGAAUUUUUUUCCUAUAAAGAGAUGUUUAGCAUUGUUCUUUUUGCACUUGUUGACGCAAAUUACAACUUCAUGUUUGUCGACGUAGGCUGUCAAGGUAGAAUAUCAGAUGGAGGGGUGUUUGCCAACACAGAGUUAUAUAAUAAACUGGAAACAAAAUCUUUACGUUUACCUCAGCCUACACCUCUAGUUAAUGGCUCAACAAAAUGCAUUCCAUAUUUCAUCAUAGGAGAUGAAGCUUUCGCUCUGACUGAGUAUCUAAUGAAAGUAUACCCUGGGUUUUAUCCAAAAGGGUCUAAAGAACGCAUUUACAACUAUAGGAUUUGCAGAGCACGCAGAAUUGUUGAAAAUGUUUUCGGUAUAGUGUCAUCAGUUUUUCGAGUUCUUAGAAAACCAAUGCUUCUGGAACCUGAAAAGGCAGAACUCGUAGUUAUGACAAUCGCUUGCCUUCACAAUUUCUUAAGAAGGCAAUCAGCAACGAUCUACACUCCCCCUGGAACUUUCGAUUAUGAAGAGAACGGCCAGCUAAUCAGAGGAAGCUGGAGAGCACUUGAAAAUGAAACUCCCACGUCUUUACUUUCUAUCAGAAGAGUGCCUAGGAAGUCAUCUUUGAAAGCAAAAGAAAUCAGGCAGGAACUAACAGAUUAUUUCGUUAAUGAGGGAAGAGUUGAGUGGCAAGAGAAAUAUGCGUAGAAACGCCUAUGAUUAUCGUGAGGCUAUUAUGAAUUUUCAUUUAUGUUUAUGAAUUAGUGCAUACAAUAGUUUAUGAGUUUAUGAAUUAUCAUCACUAUCAAGUACGAACACUUAGAUUAUAAACUAAAAUUUAUUAUUUAAAUUUAAAGUAACUAUAAACCUUCAAUUUUUCGAAAUACUUACAGUGUUAAUAGUUCGACGGGGGGUGUUUUUGUCCAAGAGGAACUUUAAGCUGUCAAAUGCAAACCAUGUACUCUUAUAAAUUUCGUCUGCACCUUUAAAAAUAUAACAAAUUAUAGUUAGUUAGGUAUGGUUAUAGUUUGUGUACGAAAAGUUACUAUAUAUAUAUAUAGCGAUAAAUAGUAUUACUUAUAAUUAAUUGUAAUUGAACUUUCUUCAUGAAUCACAUAAAACUUAUGAGGCAACAGAAGAAACUCAUUUUCCUGGGAAAUCACAACCAAUUCAUAUCCGCUAAAAUUGUUUUUUUUACAGAAAAAUAUUUGCAUUUAUCAAGUACUUACCUUUCCCCGUACCCAUGCUCUUUCUCAUUUUUUAUUUUUCUCUUCUUAAAGCAGAAAGAAGAUAUUCCAUCUUCUUUUUGCAAUGCUCGACCGAUAUUCCAGUGUCACGCGCGAUUUCCUCCCAUGCAUCAUUUUUUUUAAGCGAUUAAAAUGAUGCGGAUUUGUUGCACUCCAAAGAAUAGAUUUUUCUUUAUAUACAUUUAUUAAAUCAAGUACUUUGUCUUGCGACCACUCCAUUCUGACAUCAAGUAACCGCCAGAUACGAAGCAACACGACUGAAUAGCGAAAGCGAUGCUGCCUUGUCAGAUGUAGAGUCCUUGUAGUAAGAGUCUGGCAAGGGUUGACGCAAAAUGGCGUCUGGUCUGUUCGUUAUCGCUG
Messenger RNA from Vollenhovia emeryi, 1742 nucleotides. RefSeq lists its product as uncharacterized. The transcript has a single exon. NCBI's taxonomy places the organism in Eukaryota, Metazoa, Arthropoda, Insecta, Hymenoptera, Formicidae. The record is from RefSeq and is a predicted model, not a curated record. The annotation marks the transcript as partial.